GAAGGUGAGCAGAACUGGCCGAGUUUCUAAGUUGAAAUUGAUUCUCAAGGUGGCCAAUAUAUGAAAAGUUAUUCUUCAUGACAAAGAUAGCCUUCUUCAAAAAAGUAGCGAAUUCAUCACAAAAAGCAGACUGCAGUGUCUAUGAGCAGUGUAGGGAGACCGAGGAGGUCCUCCAUGAAGACUCAGCUGGUUAGUGCCAUCCAGCUAGAGGAAGUGGAGAUGGAGGAGGUCAAUAACCAUCACCAAGAGGUCAACAGCCCUUACCACGAGGUCAACAACCCUCACCAAGAGGUCAAAGAGCCACAGACGUACAGUGUGGAGGAGGCGGUGGAGACCAUCGGCUUUGGUCGCUUCCAUGUUAUGUUGUUCAUCAUCAUGGGCAGUGCCAGCAUAGCGGAGGCGAUGGAGAUCAUGUUGCUAGCCGUGGUGUCUCCUGAGAUCCGCUGUGAGUGGCAUCUGGACAACUGGGAGGUGGCUCUGGUCUCCACGAUGGUGUUUGCGGGGUUCAUGGUGUGUGGAGUGCUGAGUGGAUACAUGGCCGAUAGAUAUGGACGCUGGAAGGUGGUGUUUGGGGGUUCUGUGUGGGCAGCGUACUUCUCCCUGCUCACCUCCUUCUCUCCGUCCUACGGAUGGUUCAUCUUCCUUCGCCUGAUGGUGGGUUGUGGUGUCGCCGGGUGCUCCCAAGGGUUUGUCCUAAAGACUGAGUUUAUCCCUGCUAGUUACAGAUCCUACCUGCUACCUCUCGCCUCAAUCUUCUGGAUGGUAGGCUCCAUGCUCAUCAUCAUGCUGGGUAUGACUGUGGUUCCAACGCUGGGCUGGCGUUGGAUGAUCCGCCUGUCUGUCAUCCCCAGUGUCCUCCUCCUCCUUCUCUUCCAGCUUAUCCCGGAGUCGGCUCGCUACAACGUGUCAGCAGGGAACGUGCAGGCUGCCGUGGAAACACUCCAGCGUAUCGCCAGGAUGAACAGGGCCUCCAUGCCACCAGGGAGGCUCGUGGAACCUUUGGUGAAAGAGAGGGGCAGUUGGCGCCUCCUGGUCAGUCCAGCAUUCAGGAGGACCUCCCUACUACUGUGGUACUCAUGGUUUGUGGCGUCCUUCUCCUACUACGGCUCUGUGUUGAGCAGUUCUGAGCUGCUGGAGAAGAACCUGCUGUGUGUGACGGACGCUGACGCGGAGCACCAGCAGAAACACAGCCACCCAGAGGACGGGAUGUGCUACUGCAUCCCCUUCGGCUUUAACGACUACCAGACCCUCCUCAUCAGCUGUCUGGGGGAGGUCGCCCUCAUCCCUCUGAAUAUAUGCCUGUUGAACGUGUUUGGGAGGAAGUGGAGCAUGGUUCUGCUGGAGCUCAUGGCAGCCCUGUUCUUCAUGCUGGUCAACGUCUGCUCUACUAUGUUUGGUUUUACCAUUCUGCUGUUCUUGAUCAGGUCUCUGGUCUCCAUGAAUUUCAAUGUGGUUUAUAUUUAUACUGCAGAGGUGUACCCGACUGCAGUGCGUUCUCUUGGGUUAGGUUUCUGCACUUCUUUUAGCCGCAUCGGAGGCAUGAUCGCCCCCUUCAUAGCACAGGUGUUGAUGUCACAUUCAGUGAUUUUAGCAAUGCUGCCAUUUUCUGUGGCCUGUGUGCUUUGUGCGGUUGGAGCCUUUCUAUUGCCUAUCGAGACAAAGGGACGAGCACUACUGCAAAAUUCCUGACUGUUUACAUGUGAUUCUCAACACAUUCAUGUAAUUUAAUAUUUACACAUUAAACGUUCUAUACUUUGA
Messenger RNA from Coregonus clupeaformis (lake whitefish), 1758 nucleotides. Its product is annotated as putative transporter SVOPL. Gene Ontology annotation, molecular function: transmembrane transporter activity. The transcript is spliced from 16 exons. NCBI's taxonomy places the organism in Eukaryota, Metazoa, Chordata, Actinopteri, Salmoniformes, Salmonidae. Gene Ontology annotation, biological process: transmembrane transport. Bases 142 to 1689 code for a protein of 515 amino acids. The record is from RefSeq and is a predicted model, not a curated record. Gene Ontology annotation, cellular component: membrane.